AUGAAUACCAUGGGUGCUACUUCGCCGCAACGAGAUGAACUGCGCGCUAAAUACCAGGCUGCUGCGGAAAGUAUACUGCAACGGUUAUCCCUCCAGUUCACUAUAAAAGCUUUCAAUUCACUCGAUCUCUUCGAUCUCGGAGUUGAUCUAUUGCUAUUCAACCCAUUCGAUGAAGACUUUCUGGCGUCCAAAAAAUGUCUGUUUCGGCCUCUUCCUCAAGGCUUCCUUGCAGAUUACUUCGUCGACUCUUCGAAGGUGCUGGAUGGGGCCUGUAAGCGAUUGCAGUUUCCGGAUUAUUGGCCACCUUCAGACCCUACCCGUUUGGUUCCAGUCGAUCCCACACGCGAGGUCUACUCGUACCUCAAGAUCCAUUACAGGUGCAUGGAAAGGAAGAGACCUAAAGGCCACCUGAAGGAUCUGUCCAAGUGGGACUCUAUUGGGUCUGUCACCAACCCUUUCCCUAAACUGCCCGUCGUUGAUGCGGACUAUUCCUACGAGCGGCCAUAUCCUUCCCCGCUUCCAUUCUGGGACUACCUACUGGUAAUGCAGCCAUCUACCGAAAAAGGCGACACGGUCACCGCUAUGCCCCCUAUUCAACUCAUCAUUUCCAACAAUACCACUGCGGAGGAGAACGAGCUUCUGCACGGCGAGCUCGGUCCGAUAGUCCAGGCCGUUCACACUCGCCUCAACCAGCCCGGGUUUGAGAAAACAUCCUUCUUCCCAGUCCAGGUUCUCUCGCUGUUCGAGCCCCGCCAUGGUCGUAUCCUCCAGGCUCGUUUCCAACCUUCUGGUCGGUUGGUCGUGCGGGCCUCAAACAUAUGGAGCUUUGAAGACAAGAGGAAUGUUAUUGACCUGUUUCUGCGUUUUUGGGUGUCCGAGCCUUGUGACGCGGAGGACUACGAGUUCUCCGUCGAUGAGGACUCGCUACGAGAUUUGUCGCAAGUCCUCAGCGUUCUUUCGCCUAGACCUGCCGUGGACUUGUUCAAGGCGGAGGAAGAUUCGAGCUCUCCAGGAAGUCUGUCGCCAUUUCUACCUGUUCCUAUACCAAGCCUCGGCAAAGAGAAUGUCCAUCCCAGGAGUGGGAAGGAGUAGGAGUUUCUGGCGAGUCUACCCUCCUCGAUCUCGUCCAUCGUCUUGGUCGGUUUCCAACACAUCAGGCGUCCACAAAUGCACAGGGUUGAAAUUAUCGAAUUUUGCUCUUUUUUGGGAUGGAAUCAUUCCAUUGUCAUCUGUGUAUCAUUUUUUGUCUUGCUUCCAAAUCAUCUUUUGAUAGAUUUUGGUCUUUGGUGGCCAAUCCCCGUCAUAAAUGUCUCCACUGGUGAUAACCAUCUAUGCAUUGUCCGUAGUGAUAUACCUAGAACUGGAAUGAAGACAGCACCAAUCCCC
Messenger RNA from Penicilliopsis zonata CBS 506.65, 1386 nucleotides. RefSeq lists its product as hypothetical. Lineage: Eukaryota; Fungi; Ascomycota; Eurotiomycetes; Eurotiales; Aspergillaceae. The transcript has 3 exons. The record is from RefSeq and is a predicted model, not a curated record. Bases 1 to 1092 code for a protein of 363 amino acids.